This is a messenger RNA of Phaeodactylum tricornutum CCAP 1055/1, 1143 nucleotides long. RefSeq lists its product with no specific name. The transcript is spliced from 2 exons. The record is from RefSeq and is a predicted model, not a curated record. NCBI's taxonomy places the organism in Eukaryota, Bacillariophyta, Bacillariophyceae, Surirellales, Neidiaceae. The coding region runs from base 1 to 1143 and encodes 380 amino acids.
AUGAAGUUCUCCGCCUUCGUCGUUUUCUUUCUCCCCCUUGCUUUUGCAACCGAACGCUCGGCCAACAACCUGCCCGAACGGUACCUAAAUAGUCCGACUGGACCUAGUUUGACGGGUCCUAGUUUGACUGGUCCUAGUUUGACGGGUCCUAGCGCCACCGGGCCAAGCAUGACGGGUCCCAGCGCCACCGGGCCAAGCAUGACGGGUCCAAGUAUGACGGGACCUAGCAUGACUGGACCCAGCGACAGCGAUGAUCGUCGUCUCAAGAGCCCCAGCUCUACGGGUCCUAGCGCCACCGGGCCAAGCAUGACGGGUCCCAGCGCCACCGGGCCAAGCAUGACGGGUCCAAGUAUGACGGGACCUAGCAUGACUGGACCCAGCGACAGCGAUGACCGUCGUCUCAGGAGCCCCAGCUCUACGGGUCCUAGUUUGACGGGUCCUAGCGCCACCGGGCCAAGCAUGACGGGUCCCAGCGCCACAGGUCCAAGUAUGACGGGACCUAGCAUGACUGGACCUAGCGACAGCGAUGACCGUCGUCUCAGGAGCCCCAGUUCUACGGGUCCUAGUUUGACUGGUCCUAGUUUGACGGGUCCUAGCGCCACCGGGCCAAGCAUGACGGGUCCAAGUGUCACAGGCCCCAGCAUGACUGGACCCAGCGACAGCGAUGACCGUCGUCUCAGGAGCCCCAGCUCUACGGGUCCUAGUUUGACUGGCCCUAGUGGCACAGGUCCUAGUAUGACGGGCCCCAGCGCCACAGGGCCAAGCGUGACGGGUCCCAGCGCCACAGGUCCAAGUAUGACGGGACCUAGUAUGACUGGACCCAGCGACAGCGAUGACCGUCGUCUCAGGAGCCCCAGCUCUACGGGUCCUAGUUUGACGGGUCCUAGCGCCACCGGGCCAAGCAUGACGGGUCCCAGCGUCACAGGUCCAAGUAUGACGGGACCUAGCAUGACUGGACCUAGCGACAGCGAUGACCGUCGUCUCAGGAGCCCCAGUUCUACGGGUCCUAGUUUGACUGGUCCUAGUAUGACGGGCCCCAGCGCCACAGGGCCAAGCGUGACUGGUCCAAGUGUCACGGGCCCAAGCAUGACUGGACCCAGCGACAGCGAUGACCGUUUCCUCAGGCGCCGGAACAAGAUGUAG